UUCAAAAUAAAAUCGAUUAGUAUUUUAAGAACUCAGUAGAGCUCUACACCUCGAGAGCCAAAUUUUACUCUCUGAACGAUCAUGUGAAAUUCACAUCUUCAUUCCCAACCCACCCAAAAAAUAGCUUUAAAUAGGAAUUUUGAAAUUUCCUUCUAUCCUCUACUGGCAGCAAUGAACCUGGGAUUUGUAAAACUGUAUAAGGUGCAUUUUGUGAGAAUGUGUUUUCCAUCAAAUGCAAACCUACCUUGAUCACAGGUGAUCAGAGUUAGCAUUUACUUUCUUUUCUUGAUGUUACCAUGAAAUUAAAGUUGAAUGAACCAAGGAAGUCCAAAUGCCAGUGCAGUGCUUAGUUUGCUAGCUUAAGUGAAAUGAACACAUUAGGUCACUUGCGUCUAGGUACCAGGUCCCCCUGCCCUGUGCAUGGCAGGCUGGCAUCAGCCCCAGGAGAGUGGAGCAGGUCUGCAAGUCCCUGCAUCGCAGCGGCGCGUCCGUGGCGAGAAUUGAGAGGAGGAAACGGCAAGGAUAGGCCCAGGAAAACGAAGAAAUGGAGCAGCCCAUGCAGAAGGGAGAGGAAGACCGCCUUUUGGGAGGGGGCGAAGGCCACCAGCCAGCAGGAAAUAAUAGGAGGGCACGGGCUCGCCGACUUGCCCCUGAUUUCUGGUGGGCCAUACCCAACAGGCAGGUCAAUGACAGGAUGUGUGGAGAUGGAGAUGAUAUGGAAAUGUUCAUGGAGGAGAUGAGAGAAAUCAGGAGAAAACUUAGGGAGCUGCAGUUACGGAAUUGCCUGUGUAUCCUUCUGGGGGAGCUCACAAAUAACCAUGACCAUCAUGAUGAAUUUUACCUAUGCCUUGACUCCUGCCAGUUUUCAUAAAAUUAAUACUGUGAGUCCCACUGUUCUGUUCUUUUUCCUUGCAUUUUCCUGAUAAGCCUUUACUGAUUCGUUUGCUGUAAACCUUAGGUAAUUUUAAUUUCCAUGUGUCGGUGGGUCCUGUGUUAGCAGCUUCUAACUGGAGAUUGCCUUUGCACCAGUCUUUUUUUCUGUCAACAAUUUGCAUGAAAACAUGUAAAGUUAAUAAAGCAGUUAAGAAGAAAAAAAAAAAAGCACAUUAUGUGUAUAAGACUGUUAACUCUGUUUGUGAUUACAAAGGAUGCUUUAGUUCAAAUGCCCAUGGACUAGUAUUUAAAACCAAAGUGGGGACUCUAGUAAUAAAAAGUGUAUCACUCUGAGAGGGUGCAAAUAUAUGUUAUUAAUCCCUCCAUGCUUAUUACUUAAGUA
Molecule: messenger RNA, 1276 nt
Organism: Talpa occidentalis (Iberian mole)
Lineage: Eukaryota; Metazoa; Chordata; Mammalia; Eulipotyphla; Talpidae
Product: protein BEX3-like
Exons: 1
Coding region: 545-871 (108 amino acids)
Biological process (GO): signal transduction
Cellular component (GO): cytosol; cytoplasm
Molecular function (GO): signaling receptor binding
Source: RefSeq, a predicted model, not a curated record